This is a messenger RNA of Moesziomyces antarcticus, 1128 nucleotides long. Its product is annotated as OTU-domain-containing protein. Lineage: Eukaryota; Fungi; Basidiomycota; Ustilaginomycetes; Ustilaginales; Ustilaginaceae. Gene Ontology annotation, biological process: endoplasmic reticulum unfolded protein response; protein deubiquitination. The transcript has a single exon. Gene Ontology annotation, molecular function: cysteine-type deubiquitinase activity. Gene Ontology annotation, cellular component: cytosol; nucleus. The record is from RefSeq and is a predicted model, not a curated record. Bases 1 to 1128 code for a protein of 375 amino acids.
AUGAUCCGCAUCCGCCACCCAGAGGGCACGAGCUCGUUCGCGCUCGACGACACAACCACGCUGUCGGCACUGCAGGCGUACAUCCAGGCCGAGAGCGGCAUCGCGCCAGCGGACCAGGAGCUCAAGAUUGGCUAUCCUCCCAAGCCGCUCGCUCUCGCGGGGCUCAGUGGCGAUACACCCGUGAGCUCGGAUUUGGUCGGUAUCAGAAAGGGUGAACAGGUGACUGUAGCACGUCGUAGCGGAAGUGGGGCUGCAACAGCCGCAUCUGCAGGUGCGUCGGAAUCGGCUGCGACCUCUUCGUUCGGACGAAUGGGAGGUCCACAACCCAUCGUGUCAACAGCAACAGGUUCGCGCUCGUACGGACUCGGUGCACGAACCCUCAACGAUGGCCUUACCGCGCGCACGCCCGGUACAUCAGCAUCUGCAAGCUCGAGUACGCCCAGCAACAAAGUGACCGAUGGAUCCGUCUCGGUGCCCCUUUCUUCCGGCCAGGGCUACCUUGCGCUCAAAGUUGUGCCGGACGACAACUCGUGUCUGUUCAACUCGAUCGGCUUUCUGUUCGAGCAGCGACUCGGGGCGGAUCUCUGCUCCGGCCUUCGGUCGACCGUCGCCGAUGCGAUUCGCUCCAAUCCGUCUGCGUAUCCGGAUAUCGUGCUCGGCCAGCCGCGCGAGGCCUACAUCUCCAAGAUCCUCAAGCCACAAACCUGGGGUGGCGCCAUCGAACUCAGCAUCCUCGCCGAGCAUUUCGGCGUCGAACUCACCUCGGUCGACGUCGCUUCUGGCGCCAUCCACCGGUUCGGCGAGGACAAGAACUUUGAGAACCGCGGCAUCGUCAUCUACUCUGGCAUCCACUACGAUGCAGUCGCUCUUAUAGACCAUCCAGGUGCGGCGUUGGAUAGGGGCACGACGGUCUUUCCGAACCUGAGCGCAGUGGGCGUCGAGGUGGAUGAGGACCCCGUUCUAGCGGCGGCGAAACAACUCGCACAGCAGCUCAAGCAGCGCAGAUACUACACCGACACCGCCAGCUUCAGCCUCAAGUGCAAGACGUGCGGCACCAAGCUCACGGGCGAGAAGCAGGCGGUCGAGCAUGCAAAGUCCACCGGCCACGGCGACUUUGGCGAAGUAUAG